Molecule: messenger RNA, 909 nt
Organism: Cotesia congregata
Lineage: Eukaryota; Metazoa; Arthropoda; Insecta; Hymenoptera; Braconidae
Source: the annotation of a GenBank genome assembly
AUGGGGAGUGGAAAUUCUAAGUCGCUAAAGUGCAACAAUCUUAUCAAAUUGUUCAACAAGCCGAAUGCUCUUCAAUAUCUUUGUGAAGAGCACCACAAAAUAUUGAACAGUGAAACACAAGGAACGUUUGAUGUUUGCACGUCUGAAGAAAACUUCAGGAAAAACAGAUAUCCAGAUAAGCCGUGCUUUGAUCACAGCAGAGUGAUUCUAAGUGAAGGAAACUGUAGCGAUUACAUCAAUGCAAGUCACGUGGAUGGCUUUAAGCACCCUAAUAAGUUUAUAGUGAGUCAGGCACCGCUAGAAGAGACCGUGUCGGAUUGGUGGAAGAUGAUUUGGGAACAGAAAUGUGAGCUUAUUGUCAUGUUGUGCAAGCUUGUUGAAAGUGGAAGGAGCCAGUGCUACCGCUAUUGGAGCCCAGUUGAAGGAACAACUCUAGAAAUUGGAAGUCUAAUGGUGAAAACGAUCGAAGUUAGUUCGGUCUUUAGGAAUUUUCAAAUCACGAGGAUUGAUGUGACGCACAAAGAAAGAGGUAGCUUGAGACUCACUCACUUUUUGUACGAAAAAUGGCAAGAGGAUUAUACUUUUCCAGAAGAGACAGACUUUCUUCACUUGGUACUGAUGAUAAAGACACAUUAUCGAUGGCUGGUCAACCGAAAAUUGGAUAAUGGCUACCGUACGCAUUCCAAAGGUCCGAUAGUGGUUCAUUGCAACAGUGGGCUCGAAAGAGCUAUGACAUUUUGUGCUGUUGAUAUUGCGCUGUCUAGUUUUGUUAAAACAUGUAAAUUUAACCUUUAUUCAAUUGUUACGAAUCUUAGAAAGCAAAGGUACAACUGUCUGUCUGAUGUCAAUCAGUAUGUUUUUUGUUAUGCAGUUUUGCUUUGUUAUGUUGAGUUAUAUCUUUCUUAUUGA